UAGGAAGCGCAGUUGUUCUCGCGAGAUCUAAACUUAACCAGCUCGCUAGUGCAAGAUGGAGAAAUGAAAUUUACACGCAUCUAAGGCUUUCAGAUUGUUUUAGGAGACCACACAAAACUAUGCUAAGGAGGAAGAAAUGAUGUUGGCGCUAAUGAACCAAAGCAGUUUCUGGCAUUGUGAAUGAAACAUGCUGUUAAGUGGGUAUUGCCAAAUUACUUAACUGAUUAUCAGAUAGAAGCUAUUGACAAUGAAGGUUGACAGAAGCAAGUUAAAGAAAACCCCCACAGAAGCUCCUGCGGACUGCAGGACGCUCAUAGAGAAGCUCAAGGGAUGCAGCGACGAGCAACUGCUGUUGGAGCUGCAGCACAUCAAGACCUGGAAUAUUGGCAAGUGUGAGCUGUACCACUGGGUGGACCUGCUGGACCGCUUCGAUGGGAUCCUGUGUGACGCGGGCCAGACUGUGGAGAACAUGUCCUGGCUGCUGGUGUGUGACCGGCCGGACAACGGGCAGCUCAAAGCCCUGCUGCUAGCCGUGCUCAACUUUACCGCCCUGCUCAUCGAGUACAGCUUCUCCAGGCACCUCUACAGCUCUAUAGAGCACUUGACCACCUUGUUAGCGUCGUGUGACAUGCAGGUGGUUCUGUCUGUGCUGAACCUCCUGUACGUGUUCAGUAAACGCUCCAACUACAUCACCAGACUGGGCUCCGACAAGAGGACCCCUCUACUGGCACGCCUACAACAUCUGGCUGAGAGUUGGGGAGGGAAGGAGAAUGGCUUCGGUCUGGCCGAGUGCUGCAGGGACCUGCCUAUGACGAAGUACCCUCCCAGUGCCACCACACUGCACUUUGAAUUCUACGCUGAACCUGGCCCUGAGGUCAAAGUGGAGAGGAAGAACAGCAGUAACACAUUACACUACAUUCACAUCGAACAGCUCGACAAGAUCUCUGAGAGUCCCAGUGAGAUCAUGGAGUCUCUGACGGUGAUGUACAACAUCCCUAAAGACAAGCAGACCCUGCUGUUCACACACAUCCGACUGGCCCAUGGCUUCUCCAACCACAAGAAGAGACUACAGGCUGUACAGGCCAGGCUACACGCCAUCUCCAUACUGGUGUACUCCAAUGCACUCCAGGAGUCGGCCAACAGUAUUCUCUACAACGGCUUGAUAGAAGAGCUGGUGGAUGUGCUACAGAUUACAGACAAACAGCUAGUGGACAUAAAGGCAGCGUCAUUACGUACCUUAACAUCCAUAGUGCACCUGGAGAGGACACCCAAGCUGUCCAACAUCAUCGACUGCACCGGCACAGCCUCCUACCACGGCUUCCUACCUGUACUGGUGCGCAACUGCAUACAGGCCAUGAUCGACCCUCUGAUGGAGCCGUACCCGCACCAGUUUGCCACUGCUUUGUUCUCCUUCCUCUACCACCUGGCCAGCUACGACGCUGGGGGGGAGGCCCUGGUGUCCUGUGGGAUGAUGGAAGCCCUGCUCAAGGUGAUCAAGUUCCUGGGGGACGAGCAGGACCAGAUCACGUUUGUCACGCGUGCGGUCCGAGUGGUGGACCUCAUCACCAACCUGGACAUGGCAGCCUUCCAGUCACAUACCGGCCUUACCAUCUUCAUCAGCAGGCUGGAGCAUGAGGUGGACCUGUCGAGAAAAGAGUGCCCUUUUGUCAUCAAGCCAAAGAUCCAGAGACUCAACUCUACCGUGGAAUCUGAGGACAUGGACACGGACGCGGACGGCCAGUCAGAAAGCGUGUCAGAAGAGAGGAUGGAGAGCAGCCCUGGUCCCUCAACGUCCUCUGGCUCCAGACCUGAGACAGACCACCGAGCACAGAGCAGCACUGCCAGCACGCCCCGCACAGGCGUGCAGUGUAUUCCCCAGAGAGCAGCUCUUUUGAAGUCGAUGUUAAACUUCUUGAAGAAAGCCAUCCAGGACCCUGCCUUCUCUGAUGGCAUCCGUCACGUCAUGGACGGGUCCUUGCCUACCUCACUCAAGCACAUCAUCAGUAAUGCAGAGUACUAUGGACCUUCUCUCUUCCUGCUGGCGACGGAGGUGGUGACAGUGUUUGUGUUCCAGGAGCCAUCUCUGCUCUCCUCCCUGCAGGAUAACGGCCUGACUGAUGUCAUGCUGCAUGCCCUGCUCAUCAAAGACGUCCCGGCCACCCGGGAGGUGCUUGGUUCUCUCCCUAACGUGUUCAGUGCCUUGUGCCUGAACGCGCGAGGCCUGCACUCCUUCGUCCAAUGCCAGCCCUUUGAGCGCCUCUUCAAGGUGUUGCUGUCACCUGACUACCUGCCUGCCAUGAGACGACGCCGCAGCUCUGACCCUCUGGGAGAUACAGCGUCCAACCUGGGCAGUGCUGUGGAUGAACUGAUGAGACACCAACCCACUCUGAAGACUGACGCCACUACUGCCAUUAUCAAGUUACUGGAGGAGAUAUGUAACCUGGGCCGAGCCCCGGAGUACAUCUGUCAGAAGCCCUCUAUCCAGAAGACUGAUGGCACCGUCACCGCGCCUCCCGCCCGCUCCUCCCACGCCGCCGAGGAGGCCUCCAGCGAAGACGAGGAGGAAGAGGAGGCGCUCCAUACCUUCACCCAGCAGCAGGGGGAGCCAGAGAGCAACAGACAGGUUGUUGGCACUGAAGAGAGGAUACCAAUUCCUCUGAUGGAUUACAUUCUGAAUGUGAUGAAGUUUGUGGAGUCGAUCCUGAGUAACAACACGACAGACGACCACUGUCAGGAGUUUGUCAACCAGAAGGGUCUCCUGCCCCUGGUCUCUAUCCUCGGUCUGCCCAACCUGCCCAUCGACUUCCCCACAUCAGCUGCCUGCCAGGCUGUAGCCGGGGUCUGCAAGUCCAUACUGACCCUGUCCCAUGAGCCCAAGGUGCUCCAGGAGGGGCUGUGUCAGCUGGACAGCAUCCUGUCGGCCCUCGAGCCGCUCCACCGCCCCAUCGAGGUCCCCGGGGGUUCCGUGCUGCUCCGAGAACUCGCCACUGCCGGUCACGUGACCGACGCCACGCUGUCGGCCCGCGCCACGCCACUGCUGCACGCGCUCACCGCCGCGCACGCUUAUAUCCUGAUGUUCGUGCACACCUGCAGGGUAGGACAGAGUGAGAUCAGGGCCAUCAGUGUGAACCAGUGGGGCUCCCAGCUGGGUCUGAGUGUUCUCAACAAGCUGAGCCAGCUCUACUGCUCUCUGGUCUGGGAGAGCACCGUGCUGCUGUCCCUCUGCACACCCAACAGUCUCCCCCCAGGCUGUGAGUUUGGCCAGGCUGACAUGCAGAAGCUGGUUCCCAAGGAGGAGAAGCCGUCUGGCAGCACCACAGCCACUGUUUCCGCCUCUGGAUCCAGGAGAACUGCUGAGUCUGAGGCUGUUGCUGUGGACCCCUCUGCCACGGGUCUCCUGGAGGGGAUAGGGUUGGACGGGGAUACGCUAGCCCCCAUGGAGACUGACGAGCCCACCGCCGGCAUCUCUGACCCCAAGACCAAGUCCAAACUGACCCCCGCCAUGGCUACACGCAUCAAGCAGAUCAAACCCCUGCUCUCCGCGUCGUCUCGUCUGGGCCGGGCUCUGGCCGAGCUUUUUGGUCUGCUGGUGAAGCUGUGUGUGGGCUCUCCAGUCCGCCAGCGUCGCUCUCACCACGCCACCAGCACGGGCACAGCCCCCACCCCUGCCGCCCGGGCCACCGCCUCCUCCCUCACCAAGCUGCUCACCAAGGGCCUUAGCUGGCAGCCCCCGCCCUACACCCCCACCCCUCGUUUCAGGCUGACAUUCUUCAUCUGCUCGGUGGGUUUCACGUCCCCCAUGCUGUUUGAUGAGAGGAAGUACCCCUACCACCUCAUGCUGCAGAAGUUCUUCUGCUCCGGAGGACACGACGCGCUCUUCGAGACAUUUAACUGGGCCCUGUCUAUGGGGGGUAAGGUGCCCGUCUCUGAGGGCCUGGAGCAUGCAGAGCUGCCAGACGGGACAGGGGAGUUCCUGGAUGCUUGGCUGAUGCUGGUUGAGAAGAUGGUGAACCCCAGUACCGUGCUGGACUCACCCCACAGCCUGCCUGUCAAGGUCCCCGGGGUCACCCCCACCACCCCCCAGUUCAGUGCCCUGCGAUUCCUCAUCGUCACUCAGAAGGCGGCGUUCAGCUGCAUCCGCAGCCUGUGGAACCGGAAGCCCCUUAAGGUGUACGGGGGCCGAAUGGCUGAGUCCAUGUUGGCUAUACUGUGCCACAUUCUGAGAGGAGAACCUGUCAUCCAGGAGCGCCUGGCCAAGGAGAGGGAGGGCACGGCCCGUCCAGAGGAGGAGGGAAGUCCUGGGGCCUCUACGCUGCCUGUAGGUUCCAGCUCUGGAGGUGCAGGUGGAUCAGGAGGGGCCCCUGGAGCAGCAGUGAGUGCAGGAGAGUGCCCUGCCGGGUCAGUACCAGGACCGGCCAUCGGAGGCAGUACAGCACCACCUGCACCAGGGGGGGCAGCAGAGGACUCCACUAACACUACUCCCAGGAGAGAGCCACCGGUUAACCAGGCUCAGCUACAGCAGGGUCAGGGAGGAGGCAGAGAGAGGCAGCCAAAUGUCAACCAGCAGCAGCUACAUCAGCUGAUGGACAUGGGUUUCUCCAGAGAGCAUGCCAUGGAGGCCCUGGUCAACACCAGCACCAUGGAGCAGGCCACAGAGUACCUGCUCACACACCCUCCUCCUCUACUCAGCGGAGCCGUCAGGGACAUGACCAUGUCAGAAGAGGACCAGAUGAUGAGAGCCAUCGCCAUGUCUCUGGGACAAGAGGUCAGCAUGGAACAGCGCUCUGAUUCGCCCGAGGAGGCGGCGCGUCGUCGUGAGGAGGACGACAGGAGAGCCAGGGAGCGUACGGAGGAGGAGGAGGCUCGCUGCCUGGAGAGGUUCCUGGAGGCCGAGCCCCUGGACAGUACGGAGCUCCACGCCUUCACUGACUCCAUGCUGCCCGGCUGUUUCCACCUGCUGGACGAGCUGCCAGACACAGUCUACCGUCUCUGUGACUUGCUCAUGACCGCUAUCAAGAGGAGCGGCCCCGAGUACAGGGACCUCAUCCUACGACAGGUCGUCAACCAGGUGUGGGAGGCAGCAGACGUGCUGAUCAAGGCAGCAAUACCCCUGACCACCAGCGACACCAAGACGGUGUCAGAGUGGACCAGACAGAUGGCGACCCUGCCCCAGGCGUCCAACCUGGCAACACGCAUCCUGCUGCUCACACUGCUCUUUGAGGAGUUGAAGCUGUCGUGUGCCAGGGUGGUGGAGAACAGUGGGAUCCUCAAUGUGCUCAUCAAGCUGCUGGAGGUGGUGCAGCCCUGUCUGCAGGCUGCCAAGGAGCAGAAGGACAUCCAGACGCCCAAGUGGAUUACUCCAGUGCUGCUGAUCAUUGACUUCUACGAGAAAAUGGCUGUUUCAUCCAAACGCAGAGCGCAGAUGAACAAGUACCUGCAGCCCAACGGUAAUAACUGGCGUUGGUUUGACGACAGGUCGGGGCGCUGGUGCAGCUACUCUGCCUCUAACAACGGCACUAUAGACUCAGCCUGGAGGGCCGGGGAGAGCAGCGUACGAUUCACCGCCGGACGCAGGAGAUACACCGUACAGUUCAACACCAUGGUCCAGGUGAAUGAAGAGACUGGUAACCGUCGUCCGGUGAUGCUGACGGUCCAGAGAGUGCCUCGCGUUCCUAAACCUGCCAAAGCUGGCAGCAUGACGGACUCGGAGAGGGAGGAGGGGGACAGGGGCAAGGUAGAGGAGACACAGACAGACCCAGACUCUGCCCCAUUAGCCGUGGAGAUGAGUGCUCCUAAAGACGACAACGCUACCACUCAACUAAAGGAGUCCUCCUCCGGUCCCUCUGCUCCUCCCGCCCCACUGGACCCCACGUCUGAACGCACCGGGGCAGGAGGAGCCAUCGUGGUGCAGGGCCUGACUGAGGACAUGACCACAGUGCUCAUCAGAGCCUGUGUCUCCAUGAUCAGUGUCCCCGUGGACCCAGACACACUCCACGCCACACUAAGGCUGUGCCUGCGCCUGACGAGGACCCACCACUACGCCAUGAUGUUUGCUGAGCUGAAGAGUACCAGGAUGAUCUUGGGGCUGACGCAGGGGUCGGGGUUCAACGGCUUCACACCCCUGGUCACGCUGCUGUUCAGACACAUAAUCGAGGACCCCGCCACGCUACGCCACACCAUGGAGAAGGUGGUACGGUCAGCAGUGACCAGCGGGGCGGGCAGCACCACGUCAGGUGUGGUUUCAGGCUCUCUGGGCUCCAGAGAGAUCAACUACAUCCUGCGUGUUCUGGGCCCUGCCGCCUGCCGUAACCCAGACUGCUUCGCUGACACGGCCAACAGCUGCGUCCGCAUCGCCCUGCCCGCACCCCGUGGAGCUGGUACGGUGUCAGAUGAUGAGUUUGAGAACCUGCGUAUCAAGGGGCCCAACGCGGUGCAGCUGGUGAAAACCACCCCCCUCAAGCUGUCUCCACUGCCCCCCAUCCCUGACACCAUCAAAGAGGUCAUCUAUGACAUGCUCAACGCCCUGGCCGCCUACCACGCUCCUGAAGAGGCUGAGCGUCCAGAGGAGCCUGCGGUGGCGGUGCCGGUGCCCGGGGGGCAGGACCUGUGUCAGAUCCUCCAGGAUGAUGAUGUCUACCAGCAGUACAGACUCACCAGACAGGGCAGUGACUUCGACUCACAGUCCGCUUUCCACAUCAACGCCCAGGUGUUUACUGCGGAUGGUGCUGUGGCUGACUCGUCUCAGUCUGGCACGCCCCAGGGAGAAGCCUCUACUCCAGAGGAGAUGCGUGAGGAGAAGAAGGAGGUGGAGGGUGAAAAGGGAGCCAGCUCAGAGGAGGUUAAGGGGGCCAAGCCCUUGAUGCCCACCUCCACCAUCCUGAGGCUCCUGGCAGAGCUGGUCAGGUCUUAUGUGGGCAUCGCCACCCUCAUAGCAUCCUACGGCUACACGGCCGGACAGUCUGAGCUCAUCAAGGAGGACUGUAGUGUCUUAGCCUUCGUGCUGGAUCACCUGCUGCCCCACACCCAGAGCUCUGAGGAUAAGGACACCCCAGCCCUGGCACGUUUGUUCCUGGCCAGCUUGGCAGCCGCCGGCACGGGCACCGACGCACAGGUGGCCCUGGUCAACGAGGUGAAGGCCGCACUCAGCCGGGCGCUGGCCAUGGCAGAGGGCACGGAGAAACACGCCAGGCUCCAGGCAGUGAUGUGUAUCAUCAGCACCAUCAUGGAGUCGUGUCCAUCCACCUCUAGCUUCUACAGCACGGCAGCAGCCAAGACGCAGCACAACGGCAUGAACAACAUCAUACGUCUCUUCCUCAAGAAGGGACUGGUCAACGACCUGGCUAGAGUACCACACAGCCUCGACCUGUCCAGUCCCAACAUGGCCAACACGGUGAAUGCAGCUCUAAAACCCCUAGAGACUCUGUCCCGUAUCGUCAACCAGCCCAGCAGCCUGUUUGGAGGGAAGGGGGGAUCCAGCAAGAACAAGACUGAGCAUGACACUGUGGGAGCUGCCAGGGACUCAAACAGCAACACACAAGGUGACUCGGGUGAGGUUGAGGGGACUCUGGUGGAGGGCAGUCACAGGGUCCAAGGGACAGACAGUGACCUGAUGGACGGAGAGACGGAGGGAGACACGGUGGUCAUCGCUGGACAGCCGGAGGUGCUCAGCACCACGGCCAUGCAGGUGGAGAAUGAGUUGGUGGAUCUGAUAGACGAGCUGUUGGAGAGAGAUGCCGGCGCCGUCAACAGCUCCAUUAUCGUGGGACGUAGCAGCGGUGAGGACGAAUCACAAGAGGACGUGUUGAUGGAUGAGGCGCCAUCCAAUAUCAGUCAGGCUUCUACUCUACAGACCAACAGAGAAGACUCUAUGAACAUCCUGGAGCCCGAGGAUGAGGAGCACACGCAGGAGGAAGACUCCAGCGGCAGCAACGAUGAUGAAGACAGCCAAGAUGAAGAGGAGGAGGAGGAAGAGGAGGAGGACCAGGAUGAUGAAGAAGGUGAUGAGGAUGACGAUGAUGAAGGGUCUGAGAUGGAGCUGGAUGAAGAUUUCCCAGACAUCAACGCUGCGCCACACAUCCGCUUCGAGAGGUUUGACCGCGACGAUGACCUCAUCAUAGAGUUUGACAACAUGUUCUCCACCACCGCUGACAUCCCUCCCUCCCCAGGCAACAUCCCCAGCUCGCAUCCCCUGAUGGUGCGCCACGCCGACCACGGCUCCUUAACGCUGGGCGGAGCGGGCACCAACAACCGUCUGGCGCAGGGCAUGGGUCGCAGCCAGAGAACGCUACGCCAGCUCACCGCCAACACGGGCCACACGAUACACGUCCACUACCCUGGGAACAGACAGCCCAACCCCCCACUCAUCCUGCAGAGACUGCUGGGUCCCAGUGCUGCAGCAGACAUCCUGCAGCUGUCCAGCUCUCUGCCACUGCAGUCCCGUGGCCGUGCCCGGCUCCUGGUGGGCAACGAGGACGUGCAUAUCAUCGCCCGCUCCGACGACGAGCUGCUGGACGAUUUCUUCCACGAGCAGAGCAGCACCGGAGGACAAGCGGGCACUCUGUCCAGUAUCCCCACUGCCUUAACCCGAUGGACUGAUGAGUGUAAAGUGCUGGAUGCUGAGAGCAUGCACGACUGUGUAGCAGUGGUGAAGGUUCCUAUCCUGCAGCACCUGGAGACUCUGAGAGACGAGGAGCUGGAGGAGAGGAGGGAAAGAAGGCGUAGACAGCUGGCUGAGGAAGAGGAGGCUAAGCAGAACGACCGAAGGUCAGGAGGAGGAGAGGAGCCCAGGGAGCAGAGUCUGCAGGGCUCAGGACUGGGGACGGUCAACGGUGCUGUUGGAGAGACCACUGCUGAAGGUGAGCCCCAGGGCAGUGGGGUGUCCUGUCUGGAUCCCCCAAGGGUCUCCGAAGGUUUCCUCACCGCGCCCCCCUCAGGAGAGGUCACCCCCACCACCCCAGCCCCCCACGAACAGGCCCUGGUCUCCCUGGAAACCGCUAUCUGCCAGCAGGUCCACCAGCCAAUCGCAGACCUGCUCCUGGCCGAGUCGCACGCCAAUUCACUGGCCGCACUGGCGGGGGCGGGUCUGCCUGCCCUGGCGGCAUCAUCCGAUAGGCCGAACUGUGAAGCUGAGGCGUCCCAGAUGGAAAUGUCCCCGGCGCCCACUAUUGGUGAGAGAGGAGGAGGAGGAAGGAGAGGAGGAGCGAUGAUGGAUGGAGGCAGGGAAGCCUCCCUGAGUCCAGACAUCGUGGAGACCUCAGAGCCUGCAGCGGUGGGCGUGUCACAAUUGGAAGGGUCUCCCAUGGAUACCAGUAGCCCCGCCUCUGCCACGCAGGAAGAGCCCGUCCCCAACCCCACCCAGGCUGUUCAUCUAUCUCAGGAGCUGUCUGGGAGUGGAGACAGCGGACUGACGGACAGGCACACAGACGCAGAGACAGGCUCCACCACUGUCUCCUCCCCUGGAGAGACCAUGCCCCGGAGUGACCGUGCCAACAGCCAAUCCCAGGCCAUCCAGGAAGAGCCCCUCCCUUCCACCAGCAAUGAGGAUGAGGACCCACUGGCAGGCAUCAGUCUACCAGAGGGUGUGGACCCGUCCUUCUUGGCAGCUCUUCCAGAGGACAUCCGUCGUGAGGUGCUCCAGAACCAGCUGGGUAUCCGACCCCCGGCGCGCCCCCCUCCCUCCUCCACCCUCCCCUCCACCACCACCCCUGUACUGGGAGGAGGAGCCGGGGUCACAGAGGUCAGCCCUGAGUUCCUGGCUGCCCUGCCACCUGCAAUACAGGAGGAGGUGUUAGCGCAGCAGAGGGCAGAGCAGCAGCGUAGAGAACUGUCCCAGCAGCCCACACAGGGCGACAUUCCCCUGGACCCUGUCACCUUCAUCCAGACCCUUCCCUCAGAGCUUCGUCGCUCCGUCCUGGAAGAUAUGGAAGACAGCGUGCUGGCAGUCAUGCCCCCGGACAUCGCCGCUGAGGCAGCCGCGCUGCGCCGCGAGCAGGAGGCUCGUCAGAGACAGCUGAUGCACGAGAGGCUGUUUGGCCAUAGUUCCAGCUCGGCCCUGUCGGCUAUCUUGAGGUCGCCUGCGUUUACCAGCCGCCUGGGGGGCAACAGAGGAGUUCAGUACACCCGCCUGGCCGUGCAGAGAGGAGGGACCUUCCAGAUGGGAGGAGGGGCCAACCACAGCAGGCCGUCCAGUUCCAGUGUGGACUCUCUGCUGCGUCUGCGUGGUCGUCUGCUCCUGGACCACGAGGCCUUGUCCUGUCUCCUGGUCCUCCUCUUCGUAGACGAACCCAAACUCAACACCAGCCGUCUGCACCGCGUGCUCCGCAACCUGUGCUAUCACUCUCAGACGCGUGGCUGGGUCAUCCGCAGUCUCCUCUCCAUCCUCCAGCGCAGCAGCGAGAGCGAGGUUUGUGUCGAGACCACCCGGCUGGAAGAUGCCAGAGGCAAGCGGACCACCGCCGGUCAGGGAGGUUACAGUGGGAGUAAAGGAUCUACGACCACAGCUACCGCUGCCUCCUCCCUCUCCUCCUCUUCCUCCUCUUCUCUGGAGUUGAUCAACAGGGUGGAGUCUCGUAGCUCCUCCCAGCUCUCCUGGCUGUCUGUUUCCAUGGAUGCGGCGCUCGGCUGCCGCACAAACAUUUUCCAGAUCCAACGGGCGUCAGGGCGGAAGCACGCCGACCGGCACUCUGCUGGGGGGACGUCAGGAGGGCCCGGGGGGACCCUGGGAGGAGGGGUACAGGGGGUUACAGCUGGGGUGACGUGUGCAGGGGGAGGAGGGUCAACUGUACACAUCCACCCUCAGGCCGCCCCUGUGGUCUGUCGACACGUACUGGAUACUCUUAUCCAGCUGGCCAAGGUGUUCCCCAGUCACUUCACCCAGCAGCGCUGUAAGGACCUGCUCUCCUCCUCCACCUCUGAUCUGGACUCACGUCUGUGUGCUGCUGCCUCCAUCGUCACCGGAACAGCAGGAGGAGGCUCUAGAACUACUCAGACCUCCAACACCCUCUCCACUCCCUCCUCAGCCCAGAACUCCAUCGGCGGGGGCGCCUGUGGAACGGCCAUCACCCCCCAGUCCCUGGGCAUCUCCACCGACUUCUGGGACCUGCUGGUGAAGCUGGACAACAUGAAUGUGUCGAGGAAAGGCAAGGCCUCCAUGAAGACAGUUUCCCUGGGGGCUGGAGGGGAGGCCGAGGGGGCUCAGUACAGCCUGGAAGCCUCUCCGCUGGGCCAGCUGAUGAAUAUGCUGUCCCACCCCGUGAUACGACGCUCCUCCCUGCUCACCGAGAAGCUGCUGCGUCUCCUCUCCCUCAUCUCCAUCGCCCUGCCUGAUAAUAAGGCUACGGAAGUCCCAGCUGGACACCCAACGCCGCAGUCUACCACAACCGGAGCUGGCAAUCCCGCCACUGCCACCAGUGCAGCCGGUGCUCCGGGCUCGGCCUCAGCCUCUGCUCAGGGGACCACCGUAGGGGUGGUGUCAGGAGCUCAGGGCUCAUCUUCCACCGCUAUAGUGUCCAUACCCACCUCUACUGGAGCCAGCGCCACAGGGAAGCAUCGAGCGACCGUGCUCUGUGUUGAAAGUGACACCAAACUUGCCUCCACUGGACUCACUGAGAAACAACUGCAGCUCUCUGUCGAGGUGCUGACCAGUCACUCGUGUUCAGAGGAGGGUCUGGAGGAUGCAGCCAACAUCCUGCUCCAGCUGUCCAGAGGAGACGGAGCUACUAGAGACACAGUGCUGCGUCUGCUGCUGAGUGGAGCUAGACACCUGGGAUACACGCUCUGCAAACAGAUCGGCACGUUAUUGGCCGAGCUGCGUGAGUACAACCUGGAGCAGCAGAGGAGAGCCCGGGCCGACGCCCAGUCACCUGACGCCCCUGCUGAGGAUACCUCCCUCUCCGCCAGGCUGAAGGCCGGCAAGCUCUCGAGCAGGUUUGACGGCUCUGAGAGCGUGGUGAUCGUGGCAGCCCAGAAGCGUACGCUGGGCGGGCGGGAGCUGCAGCUGCCCUGCAUGUCUUCCCUGACCUCAAAGACGUCCACCCAGAAGUUCUUCCUGCGGGUCCUGCAGGUCAUCAUCCAGCUCCGGGAGGACACGCGCCGCGCCAACAAGAAGGCCAAGCAGACCGGACGUCUAGGCUCCACCAGUCUGGGCUCUGCCAGCAGUAUCCAGGCGGCAGUCCGUCAGCUAGAAGCUGAGGCAGAUGCCAUCAUUCAGAUGGUGAGAGAGGGGCAGCGGGCACGCCGUCUGCAGCAGGCCCCCCCGCCCUCCGCCUCUGUCACUGCCGUCGCCACCGCCGCCGGAUCCUCCGUGGCCGCCCCUCAUGCCCCCGCCGCUGCCCCCGGCACGGCGAGCGCUGCCACGUCCUCUCUCCAGUCGGAGGUAGGGUCAGUGUCUGAGCCCCAGGCAGCCCAGAGGGAUGAUUCUCCCAUGGAUGUAGACCCUGCACCCCUGGAUGAAGAAGGCAACAGCCAAUCAGAGACAGAGGAGCGUCUCCCGGACCUCCCCCUGCUGAGCGAGCAGCUACUAUUGGACGAGCUGUGGGACAUGCUCGGGGAGUGCCUGAAGGAACUGGAGGAGUCACAUGAUCAACACGCUGUUCUGGUUCUUCAGCCGGCGGUGGAGGCCUUCUUCCUGGUCCAUGCCACAGAGCGGGAGAGCAAGCCCCCUGUCAGAGACACCAGGGAGAGCCAGUUGUCCCACAUCAAAGACGAGCCUCCCCCGUCCCCCGCACCCCUCACCCCCGCCACCCCCUCCUCUCUGGACCCCUUCUUCUCCAGGGAACCCUCCUCCAUGCACAUCUCUUCCAACCUGCCUCCCGACACACAGAAGUUCCUCCGCUUCGCUGAGACUCACCGUACGGUGCUUAACCAGAUUCUGCGCCAGUCCACCACCCACCUGGCCGACGGACCCUUCGCUGUGCUGGUUGACUACAUCCGCAUCCUCGACUUUGACGUCAAGAGAAAGUACUUCCGUCAGGAGCUGGAGCGUCUGGACGAGGGUCUGAGGAAGGAGGACAUGGCUGUCCACGUCAGGAGAGAUCACGUGUUUGAAGACUCCUACAGAGAGCUGCACCGCAAGAGUCCCGAGGACAUGAAGAACAGACUGUACAUAGUGUUUGAAGGAGAGGAGGGUCAGGAUGCCGGAGGCCUGCUGAGAGAGUGGUACAUGAUCAUCUCCCGGGAGAUGUUUAACGCCAUGUACGCCCUGUUCAGAACCUCGCCCGGCGACAGGGUCACCUACACCAUUAACCCCUCCUCCCACUGCAACCCCAACCACCUCAGCUACUUCAAGUUCGUAGGUCGCGUAGUAGCCAAGGCCGUCUACGACAACCGACUGCUGGAGUGCUACUUCACACGGAGCUUCUACAAGCACAUCCUGGGCAAGAGCGUCAGGUACACAGACAUGGAGAGUGAGGACUACCCAUUCUUCCAGGGCCUUGUCUACUUGCUGGAGAAUGACGUCUCCACUCUGGGCUAUGAGCUGACAUUCAGCACUGAGGUCCAGGAGUUUGGUGUGUGUGAGGUACGGGACCUGAAGCCUAACGGAGGCAACAUCAUCGUCACUGAGGAGAACAAGAAGGAGUACGUCCACCUGGUCUGUCAGAUGAAGAUGACUGGUGCUAUCCGUAAACAGCUGUCAGCCUAUCUGGAGGGUUUCUAUGAGAUCAUACCCAAGAGGCUGAUCUCCAUCUUCACAGAGCAGGAGCUGGAGCUGCUCAUAUCUGGCCUGCCCACUAUAGAUAUAGACGACCUCAAGGCCAACACAGAGUACCACAAGUACCAGUCCAGCUCUAUACAGAUCCAGUGGUUCUGGCGGGCCCUGCGUUCCUUCGACCAGGCGGACAGAGCCAAGUUCCUGCAGUUUGUGACGGGCACGUCCAAGGUUCCUCUGCAGGGCUUUGCAGCUCUGGAGGGCAUGAACGGAAUACAGAAGUUCCAGAUCCACCGUGACGACCGGUCCACCGACCGCCUACCGUCAGCUCACACCUGCUUUAACCAGCUGGACCUCCCAGCCUACGAGAGCUAUGAGAAGCUGAGACACAUGCUGCUGCUGGCCAUUCAGGAAUGCUCAGAGGGAUUUGGACUGGCUUAGACCUACCCACACGGAGACUCUUAACACGCACACAAUUUAGACUUGCAUACUCUGAUGACACAUAGACACACAGACACAUCGUCACACACACACUGGCGCUAUCAUAGACAUUACUGGAUGACUGGGAAAAUGGUAUCUAGACGUACAACUGGUUCCUAAUCCAUAUAUAGAAACAGACAGACCAGCAGAGUGGUAUGAUUAACUGACUGACUGAUAUUACCUACUACACACAGAGCCUCAUGUCAGUAGACACAGACCUGUGCCUGGUAUGUCUCCCUCCCCUUCCACAUUAAAAUGGCAGAAACCUGAGCGCGAGCACAUUGAGGAUUAAAACCUGGACUAAUAUCAAAGACAUUUUCUCCAUUUAGUUUGAUUUCUCUGUACAAAAGGUUUUGGAGUUUAUUAUUUCUCUUUUUUUGUUCUUCUCUGGCUGUGUAAAAAAGGAGAAGGAUGUUUGUGUGUGUGAACAGGAUGGUUAUAAAAACUUUGGGGGAAAAAUGUUGGCUGUUUUUGCGAAUUUGUGACCUCAUAAGCCUUGAAGAUGGGGGGGCAUUUUUAUGGGGAAGGAAGGAGAAAGAGGGGAAGAAAAAAAAAUAAACUUGAGAAGUUAUGAAAAAAUUGAAAUGCACUUUUCAAAGUUUUGUGGUGUUUUUAAGGAAGGAUGGUACAAAACAAUGAAGAAAACAAGAAAGGAGAUGAAGACAUGAACCACAUUCUAGAGUCGUUUUGGCUAUUAAAUCACUGACCCAGCCUUGAGCCUUUGAAUCAGAGUGAAAUAACUACAUGAAUAAAUGUAUAAAAUGGA
Molecule: messenger RNA, 14891 nt
Organism: Coregonus clupeaformis (lake whitefish)
Lineage: Eukaryota; Metazoa; Chordata; Actinopteri; Salmoniformes; Salmonidae
Product: E3 ubiquitin-protein ligase HUWE1
Biological process (GO): positive regulation of protein catabolic process; protein polyubiquitination; membrane fusion
Cellular component (GO): Golgi membrane; nucleus
Molecular function (GO): protein binding; zinc ion binding; ubiquitin-protein transferase activity
Source: RefSeq, a predicted model, not a curated record